AUGCCAGCUGCGAGACGUACCCGUAGUUCGGCUCACACUAGUAACCUGGCUCCGACGAAGCGGGCAAGAAAGUCCGCCACCUCGAGCUCGAGUACAAGUACAAAGGCUUUCACAACACCACGACAGGCAAAAUACCCACCAUGGGCCACCUUGCCAUACCAUGUCCUCGUUCCUAUCCUCAAAUUUGCUGCUACGAACUCGCAGAACAAUUCGAUCCCAAUUGACCAUGCAUGGCUCGCCAACGCUGCUCGUACCUGCAAAGCCUUUGCAGACCCCGCCAACGAUCUCCUUUACCAUACACCUCCUAUGACUCCCAUCUCCCGGCUUCGCAAAUUUUUCGAUGCUCUGAAAGCAAAUCCAUUACUUUCGAGGAAGGUUCGGAGAAUUGAGUCACAUUCUGCGGAGAUCUGUGAUACCAAGCUUCUCAAGUUUGGAUUGCAGGAUAUCGUCCAACUGUCCACGCACGUUACAGGCGUUUGCGUUUCUUCGGGUCCUUGGAGCCCUGAGCUCCUUUACGCUUCGGGGCGGAAGCCAGAUAUGGACCCGGGCGUUCUUACGGCGUUACAGAACAAUGGCACUAGGUUGCAAGACUGGACAUGGGAUGGUGAGCUCUGUUGGGCUAUUGCGGCCCAGUAUGACACUCGUGAUGAAUCUCCUAAGAAGAAGACGAGAACUCAGAGGGGCUUUGGGUGGUUGCAUGCCGUCCAUAAGGAUGUCGAGCCUUUCAAAUCAUUGAAGGCUCUUACGAUCACGGGAUUUGAUACCCCGACGCCCCUCGAGUAUUACCGCGACGACGAGGAAGAGGGCGAGGUUGAGGCACAAAUUGCCACUAUUGCUAGCUCUCUGGGGCAUUUGAAAUACCUCAAGGAUCUGGCCUUGAAGGACUGUACAUUCGUCAACGCAUACUUCCUAAGCCAGCUUGCUGGCGUUCACGAACUCAAGCGCCUUGUUUUGGAAGAUCUAAAGAAUAUUAACACUAUCGAUCUUCAGAGUUUCCUGCAACUGAGUGGGAAACAUCUUGAAGAGCUUGAGGUCAUUCACUGCCCAGGCAUCUAUGCCGGAUUUCUGAGCAUCCUAGACACCGCCACGCCCAGCCUUAAGAGGCUUCUCUACGAGGAUGUCCCCGGGGUUCUGAGUCAUGAAGAGCUUGAGCUACUCGAAAUACCAAUGCCGAGGUGGCCGCAAACUCUUGAGAGUUUGAUUAUGCGAGGCCUGGGUAAUUGGACUGCCGCUGAUUGUGAAAGAGUUUUAGAAGGAAUGGCUGAUACCGCUAGAAAUGGGGGUUUCAUGGCGUUAAGGGAAAUUGAUAUUUGGUGCAUCCUCCCUGAGUUGAGCUGGAGAGAUCGUGCUGCGAGUAGGAGGAGAUGGGGCGAUGAGUUCGCUAUGGCGUUCUUGGAUCGCCGUGGGAAUGCCUGGAAGGAAUUUGUUGCGAAGAAAAAGAGUGAGGGGCAUAAGGUCAAAUGGGACCCCAACGUUACCGUUGGGCUUUGUGAAAGAGUUUUGUUUCGCUUGGAUGAUUCAAGACCUACGGGGAAUCAACUCAGGGAGGCCGAUUUCUUGGAUCUGUCUGAGAGUCGGCCGACGAAGAGGAGCCCGAAAAAGGCUGCAGCUGUUCCAAAGAGAGCUUCUCCGAAGAAGAAAGGGAAACAGGCCGCAGCACUUAAGGAGGCAUCGCCGAGCAGGUCCAAUCCUAAGAAAAGAAGGGGAACGCAGAAGUCGCAAACUUUUGUCGUUGGGUCUAAGAGGGCGAGAUAUAAUAGUGAUGAGGAUUCAGACUUCAAGGUCGAUAGGCUGGCCUAUGAAGAUGAAGAUGGGAAUGAUUCAAGUUGGUCUGUGGAUGACAUGGAAAACUAG
This is a messenger RNA of Orbilia oligospora ATCC 24927, 1854 nucleotides long. RefSeq lists its product as uncharacterized. The coding region runs from base 1 to 1854 and encodes 617 amino acids. The record is from RefSeq and is a predicted model, not a curated record. Lineage: Eukaryota; Fungi; Ascomycota; Orbiliomycetes; Orbiliales; Orbiliaceae. The transcript has a single exon.